Molecule: messenger RNA, 1946 nt
Organism: Mercurialis annua (annual mercury)
Lineage: Eukaryota; Viridiplantae; Streptophyta; Magnoliopsida; Malpighiales; Euphorbiaceae
Product: dihydrolipoyl dehydrogenase 1, mitochondrial
Exons: 2
Coding region: 137-1660 (507 amino acids)
Cellular component (GO): oxoglutarate dehydrogenase complex; mitochondrion
Molecular function (GO): flavin adenine dinucleotide binding; dihydrolipoyl dehydrogenase (NADH) activity
Source: RefSeq, a predicted model, not a curated record
UAAGCCAAUCUCUACUGAAUUGUCAACAAGCAGCGGCCUCUCUCUAAAAUAUUUCCAUCUUCAUAUUUAUUUCUUCGAAUACCAAAAUUAUAUUAAAUAAUAAUCUGUGUAUUAUAGUUUUACAUUUCACAUAAAAAUGGCGAUGGCAAGUUUGGCUAGAAGAAAGGCAUAUGUAUUGACCAGAAACUUCUCCAAUUCAAGUCCAGAUGCUUUCAGAUACUCAUUCUCUCUCACCCGUGGAUUCGCUUCCUCAGGAUCCGAUGAAAACGACGUCGUCAUCGUCGGCGGCGGUCCCGGUGGUUAUGUCGCCGCUAUCAAAGCCGCUCAGCUCGGACUCAAAACUACCUGCGUCGAGAAGCGUGGGACGCUCGGAGGUACUUGCCUCAAUGUUGGAUGCAUCCCUUCUAAGGCACUUCUUCAUUCAUCUCACAUGUACCAUGAAGCCAAUCAUUCAUUUGCUAGCCAUGGUGUGAAGUUUGCCUCUGUUGAAGUUGAUCUGCCUGCCAUGAUGGGCCAAAAAGACAAAGCUGUAGCUAAUCUUACCCGAGGUAUUGAAGGUUUGUUCAAGAAGAAUAAGGUCAACUAUGUGAAAGGAUAUGGAAAGCUCAUUUCUCCCUCGGAGGUGUCUGUAGACACUCUUGAAGGUGGAAAUACUAUUGUGAAAGGCAAGAACAUUAUAAUUGCGACUGGUUCUGAUGUCAAAUCUCUCCCUGGCAUUACCAUUGAUGAGGAGAAAAUUGUUUCAUCCACUGGUGCUUUGAAAUUGAAAGAGAUUCCUAAGAAACUUAUUGUAAUUGGGGCUGGUUACAUUGGGCUUGAGAUGGGCUCAGUAUGGGGCAGGCUAGGUUCAGAAGUUACAGUGGUAGAGUUUGCUGGUGAUAUUGUACCUAGCAUGGAUGGGGAAAUUCGCAAGCAAUUUCAGCGUUCUCUUGAGAAGCAGAAGAUGAAAUUCAUGCUCAAAACUAAAGUUGUAGGAGUUGAUAGUUCUGGAGAUGGUGUUAAGUUGACAAUCGAACCAUCAGCUGGUGGUGACCAGACAAUCCUUGAAGCUGAUGUGGUUCUUGUCUCUGCUGGCAGGACUCCUUUUACAUCUGGACUUGGAUUGGACAAGGUAGGUGUGGAAACUGAUAAGAUAGGACGGAUUUUAGUUAAUGAAAAGUUUGCAACAAAUGUGCCUGGUGUUUUUGCAAUUGGUGAUGUAAUUCCAGGACCAAUGUUGGCUCACAAGGCAGAAGAAGACGGAGUUGCUUGUGUGGAGUUCAUUGCCGGUAAACAUGGCCAUGUAGAUUACGACAAGGUUCCUGGAGUUGUCUAUACACACCCUGAGGUUGCUUCUGUUGGUAAGACUGAGGAGCAGGUUAAGGAACUCGGCGUUGAAUACCGUGUUGGGAAGUUCCCUUUCAUGGCAAAUAGCCGUGCGAAGGCAAUUGAUGACGCUGAAGGACUUGUCAAGAUUAUAGCCGAGAAGGAAACCGACAAAAUAUUGGGAGUACACAUCAUGGCUCCUAAUGCAGGUGAACUUAUUCAUGAGGCAGCUCUGGCCCUUGCCUAUGGUGCUGCAAGCGAGGAUAUCGCACGCGUAUGUCAUGCACAUCCAACCAUGAGUGAGGCAUUGAAGGAAGCUGCCAUGGCCACUCAUGACAAGCCCAUUCACAUGUAAAAAGAAUGAGCAUGCUUUCAUUUUUGGUUUGAGGCUUUGCCUGUUUAGCAAAAAAACUGUCAUUUUCUUAUUCAUCUCUCCUUAAAGCAGGUGCAAUGCUUGAAUAUAAAGUUGCUGUUGUCCAUUUCAUUAUAGAAUAAUUUCAUCUGUUGACUUAUCAAAGGGUUGAGAUGUAUGUUUGCAGGCAGGUGUUUAAUUUAACAUCAAAAUUGUGCUUUAGAAUUUGAAUUCUAUUUUUGCAUUCUCAUAUUGUUGAGCUUAUUAAUAUAUGUUGGCUGUUUUUGAA